Molecule: messenger RNA, 14517 nt
Organism: Octopus bimaculoides (California two-spot octopus)
Lineage: Eukaryota; Metazoa; Mollusca; Cephalopoda; Octopoda; Octopodidae
Product: protein unc-80 homolog
Biological process (GO): monoatomic cation homeostasis
Cellular component (GO): axon; cation channel complex
Molecular function (GO): monoatomic cation channel activity
Source: RefSeq, a predicted model, not a curated record
AUACAUAGUGCGUGGAAUAUUUUUCGAUCGAUCAUCAUGCAUCAGAUGGAUGGGGUGCUAAACAUCCAGCCAAGGUCUCUUUUACUAUCUGUCUUUCUAUUCAUUCCAAUCGGAUAGUUAGUCAGUCAGUCAGUCAUUCUACCAGUUAAAUUGCCAGUUGUUGGUUGCUGCUGCAAGAUAAAUUUUCUUUCCCGCUUUCGUAUCAAAAUAAUUGGUUACGACAUUGAAACAGUACUGAGCUGCUUGCAGAACCGACUGUUUAUACGCUUCAAUGGCGGCAUCGUUAUUACCAUCGUCAUCCACAAUAAUAUUGAUAUUACUUUUCAUCAUCUAUUAACGUGUUCUCAUCUACCUUAACUACCAGCUAAGAACAGGAAACAAGUUUUUUUUCUACAAAAUAUCAACACUAUAAUUCUCUGUUUGUUGUCAUGUCCAUCAUAUAAACUGAUGAACUGCUUUCGUUUUUCUGGUAUUUCAUUUUCUUCUCUGUGAAUGACAACAUGUAGAUGUUGUCUAGUGGUAGCUAAUAUUAACAGAACAAGAUAAAUAAUCGGUUUUGUAGCUAGUUCACUGACAUCCAUCCGAACAAUUUUAAUACUGCGAAUAAGACUAAGAUAUCGACUGCUGCUUCUUGCCAUUUUGUCUACUUCUUUAUUCUACGGCCGCAGCAACAGUUCUUGUGUGCGUAUGGGUGCAAGUAUGUAUGUGUGCAUGUAUGUAAUAUGAGUGAGUGCCAAGCUUAUUAUUGCUCCCACUUCCAGUUUUCAACUUUCUGUUAGAGUGAGAAGGAAAAAUUUAGCAAGUGAUAAAAAAAACAAAACAAAGUGGAUGGUUACUUCUCAGCAAUAUCAAAUCUAUUCAUGUGAAAAUGACAGUAGUUUUGCGGAAAAUAAAUAAACAGAACGAGUAACAACAAAAGGCGUUGUUUAACCUAACAAAUUUUCCAUAUAAUUUUUCAAUCGGGAACCACCACCACCGCCGCCGCCACCACUGCUACCUCUACCACCAUCACCAUAACAUCAAAUCAACAGUUCCAACCGUUUAUAUAACAAAUGCGCUACACACCCUGACAUCAGAUGUAUUUCCUAAAUCUCAAUUCCGUAUUCUCUUCUGGCGAAUUCUUCGGGAAUUUAUUAACAAGUCUUUGAUUAACGAUGUCGACUCGAAAGAAACGUUGGAUUAUUUCUAUAUAUUCUCUUCGUAUAUUUUAUUAGUAGUUAAAUGUCUAAGUAAUGGCACCACAUACAUCAUCGGUCAGUUGGCCAUAGGGUGCCAUUCUGUUAUUCAUAUAUAUAUAUAUAUAUAUAUAUAUAUAUAUAUAUAUAUAUAUAUAUAAUUUGAAGUAGUGUGAAAAAUGCCUAAACGAAAGUUUGGAAAUGGCGUGGACUAUGAUCAUUCCAUACCUUUGCCCAUUCAGUCCUUCUUCUGGCGCCAGACAAGUAUGUUCAUCCGGCCCAAGCUGGUUAACAUCAUUGAAACAUCCUGUUUGUCGUUUGAACGUGUGGUGGUACAAAAUAUUCUCCAUGGUUUAUCACCAAGCUUAUGUGAAGCUAUACACAGUGUAUCAAGGUGGAAGGUCAUUCAGACAGCUUUUCCUCAUGUGUUACAUGCAUGUGCUGCUCUUCUCGCAGAAAGAAAGCAAAGAGAUGCUAUUGCAAAGUUUACCAACUGUGAAACAAAAUUACUCUAUACUUUACAUUGGAUUCUUUUAGAUGCAGCAUCAGAAUGUGAAGACAAUUGGGCAGAAAUGAAUCAGGGAGCUCCAAGUGGACGUACUUACAUGCAUGCACUUGGUACCAUUCAACUUUUUGUGUACUUACUAGCACCACUAGUACACACCUUAUCUGAAACAGAUUUUCAGAGUUUGAAAUUGGAGAAUGGAUUAAGAAUAUGGCAGCCUUUGAUAGAUCAUUGCCUCCCUGAUGUAUCUUGUUUCUCAUCCCUUGUCAAGCCUCAACGCAACAUCUUGAAAGCUCAUCGUAGCAAUACAAAACAUAACACCAAUGCUGCCAACAUAUACAUCGGUAAAGGUUGCUCUGAGCAGAAUCUUUAUCAUGGUGUUGAACUUUGUAUUGAUGAAAAAGAAGACUUAAACGUUUUCAGUGGUAAUGAGCCUACAUCUCCAUUAGCACCUCUUGCACAUAUGAGUGACAUCUGUGCUUUGUCAAGCUCUGACAGCCAAUCUGCCACAGUUGAUGUUGUCUGUGAAUAUUGCAAUUCUGUUGUGCCUGUUCGUUCAAGUAAAAAUGGUACAUGUAAAUGUAGAGGGAAAAACAGUAGCAUCAAGUUUUCUUUUGAUUCAAAGCUUUCUGUUUUGCCUAAGGUACCUGAGACUCCACCAGAUAAAGAUUAUUUAAAUCAGAAAUUGACAAGUGCUGAUACUAGUUGUUCAAAAAGCUCUAGUUCUACAUCUCCUGAUGUUUUGUCUGCUUGCUAUUUUGAUAUUGCAGUACUUAGGUGUUUAUUUUGCCUACAUUGGCCUGAAGAUGGUAUUUAUUGGGCUUUAAAGUAUAUUCAUCGUCGACUUUUAGAGAUAUGUGAUGAAUAUGUUAGAAUGGGACAUUCAGAACGUGAACGAAGCAAGUCUCUACCAAUUCCAAGUAUACAAGUGCUACAAAUGUAUUCUGCCAUGCCCUAUCCAUCUAUGAAUGUACAGGAUUCUGUAUAUUCUCCCUGUACUCCACGGCGCAAGUCUUAUAACACAUCCAACCAAAAUCUUUCAUCCACAAAUCUUUCUCAAGCACCCACCACACAUAAAGAACCACCCCAUAAACGCAUUAGAGUAACCGAACUAAAACAGUUGUUUGAUUCUUCACGCAACAAGAAAUACACUGCCGAACCAGAAGAAAAUGAAUUACGUUCUCUAAGAAGUACACGUGCUGAACCUUCAAACAUUUCUCUCAAAUCUCUCAAAGCAGAUUCUUCAAGUUCUUGUACUUUAUCAACAUUAGACACUGAUUCUGAUUUUCCUCGACCAAAUUCAGCAUUUGCCAAUUACCUUGAUGUCAAGAAAGAUAGCAAGUCAGAUGAUAUAUUUUCUGAUCCAGCCCGUCGUAAAAGCAUGCCCUCUCUACAUCAGUCAGAUAAGGAUUCACUGGCUGGGACUAAUCAGUUAAGCAAUCAAGCCUCUCCUUGUUCAGGUAGGGUUGAUUCAAUGCCUGUUGGAUUAAAUCUGAAAUCCAGCCAACAGCCAAGUCAACGAGAACAUCUUUUACAUCCUAUAAUAACCAUCACAGAACAUAGUCCUUGUGAUACAACACCUCUGGCUGCUCCACCUCAAUCUCCUAACUUAUCUGACAGACAGCGUCGAGGCAGCAAUGACUCCAGAAGACAAGUCCAAGACUUCAGCUCAAUAACAACACUGAACAUGGCACGCAGCAUGACUGAUUCUAAUAUUGCAUAUUCUACUGAAGAUGAUAUUCAGGAAGCUUCAGGAUCUGUUUACUAUAUCCAAGACAAUGGCCAAUUUAAUUAUGGCAUCAUUCUAAAGGCAGUACAUUUUGUGUCCAUGAAUGAACACAGCCCAAGAAUAUGUGAAGUGUUGUUGAAUAUUUUAAAUUCACUUUUGGAUCUAGAUAUUAUAGAUAUGAAAAAGUCUGAGUCAGAAGCUUCCAAACCAGAUUCUACUGGUGUUAUUGAUGAAAAUGCUAAGAAAUCAGAAGACAAGAAAGAAACAAAUAAAAAUGAAGAAACUACUUACUGUAUUGCUAUGGAUAGUAUUGUGAGGAUAUACAAGUCUCUUGGAUGUCCCCAGGGUUGUGGUGAUGGUGUCAGGGGUACCAAUGGUGAAAAUCUUAGGCAAAAGGGACAAACCUGUUUACAAAGACUUCAAAGAGGGAAUCCGUCAUUGUUUCGGAAAUAUCUACGUGAUUCUGUUCAUAGACAUUCAAUCCAAGACAGUGUGGAUUUUAUGCAUUCGAUACUUGGAUUUUGUAUUGAGUCAGGAAGUGUAGUUCAAUCUCCAACUGGUCACAAGAAAUGCUCACCUUCUGAGAGUAGUGCACUCAACUUUUCAAACAACUUUGGCCAUAGUAUAGGUGGUGUUGGUCAUCGUGGUGUUGAAGGUGUUAUAGUAGCCAACAUUCUCAAGCCUUUAGUAUCUAAAUGUGUUGAUAGUCUCAAAGAACUUAGCAGCCAAGAAAAUAUUAGUUUAUUCUGUGAUGUACGUCAGUUGAUAUCACAUGUAAAGGAAGUACAUGGUGGAACCUUACGCCGUGUUGCACUUAGUGGAUUAUUAGAUUCUCUUGAAAGACUUAGAAAAAAGAAAACAGUUGAGAAGGAGAAAGAGAAUGAUAGAGCUAUUAAAGGAACCCCCUUAUCAACUAGACACACUACUUCUGGUACAUCUGACAGUGGAGAUGAAAAAGAUUGGCAUAAAUCCUCUUGUGUGAGUGUCCACGAAGAAUCUGCUCCUGUAAAGAAUUCACGACGAUCCAUAUUUCGAAAGAAAGUGAAAAAGCCAUUGGUGACACCCUAUUCCACUGCCAGUGAUUCUGAAAUUCUUGAAGAUACUUCCUUUUACAAACAAGGCUCCAGACUUAGUAUGUCUGCAAGUGAGGAUGACCCUCCAUCUGGAAGUAAUACUCCAAAACGUAGAUUCAGUAGAUUUCAGUUAGGCUCCAAGCGUCAUGUGAAAUCAGACCAUGAAGAGGACAUUGCUUGCGAUACCCCAAUAUUAGAUCGCAGAGACAGUCGCAGUGAGACUCAUUUCAACCGAGUUAAAGGCAAAAUGUCCUUCCGUGCUGCAAGCCAUGCAACAUUGACAUUUCUGAGUGCCAGGAAGAGGAUAGAAGAUGGUAUAAAAAUCCUUGGAAGACGAAUGAGCCGACGGGGCAGUGUAGAUGAUGCUCGGGCAACUGGUUCAAAUGAUAUGACGGACCAUGGAGAAAAUGAUAUUUGGUUCCGGAGAGAGAAAAAGCUGGUUGAUCAGUAUGUCAUCAAAUCUGGAAUGAUGAGAUUCUCAUUUUUACUAGAAUGUUGUGCUCCAGGUUCUUUACCUGAUCCGCAGCUUGUUGCUGCAAUGUUGACUCUGGCAACACCAGUGAUUGCCCGAGCAACUUUGUUAUUGGAAUGUGCCCAUUUUAUACACCGUUGUAACAAUGGGGAUUGGCCAAAUUGGAUGAAACUCAACUUACCAACAUUUCGUCAUUCAACUGCAGCCUUGCAAAGCAGGGGGCAACCUUCAGGUUAUAGACGUAGCUUGGUCUUCCAAAGAGCAGCUGGCAAGAUGUUUUAUCAAUGGGCAGAGACUUUGGGAAGCCAGUUGGAAUACAUCAUGGCUAAAGAAUACACCGAUAAACUAACUGUUAUCGAUGAAGUUACUGAUGAGCUGCGUAAAAGAGAAUUGCGAAUGGAAGAUGAAAAUGAAAAUUUUUUAGAUGAAGCUACUGUAAAUUUUACUGGAGCUGAAUGCCCUUAUGCCUUGAAAAUGGUUGCUUGCCUAGUCCUCCUGGAAAUUACAACUUUUAUGAGAGAAACCUAUCAAUAUAUACCUAAAUCCCGCAUGGGAAAAAGAGAUGCUGUGUGGGAGCGAACAGCAAGUACAACUCGAAGAUGGAGUAGUGGAAUUGGUAGUCCUGGACAUUCAGAGAAAAGUAUUGAAUCAAACAUAGGAGAUGUUCCACAAACUAUGCAGUCUGGUUCAACAACUGUUGGAAGCCCAACAGAGAGAAAAAUAAGUUUUGCUGUCCAGGCCGAGCGAUCAGAUUCAAUCCAUAGUAGUAAUACUUCACUGUCAGUUGUAGAAGGAACAGAGGAAAGAAAAGAACUACUGGUGGAACAUAGCGCUUCCGCUGCUCACUCAGCCUGGAGAAGACUAGCCCAAGGUCGCCAGAAAUUACUGAAGCAUUUUAGACGAAGUUCUGGUCCUGGGCAUAAUUCAAGUUUCCGUCACAAUAGGAGUUUCCGGUUGAAAAGGCAAGAAGGCGGGAGUAUCAAGCGGUUUGGAAGCAUACGUUCCAGAAAGAUUAGUAGUCAGUCUAUCCGGUCAGAUAAAAAGUUUUUAGAAGAGGAACAAAUGGAAGGCGGUGAUUCACAACAAGCUACUAGUGACCAUGAAGCACAAGAAAGUCACACUGAUCAAGAUGCCUACGACGAGAAAAACUUGGGUCAAAAUAUGCCAUGGAUUAAAAUUGUUGUCCAACUUGCCAAUUUGUCUAAUUUCAUUUGUACUCACCAAAAUUAUUGUCACCCAUAUUGUUAUGAGCGACAGCGGCGCAGUUGUUCACGCUUAAUCACAGCAGUAAAAAAAAUAUAUGAAUCUGUAAAAGAAGUUGAAGUGAAGAAACCUCAUAAAGUAGUUGAACUGAGUUCUACAUUGCAGAAGGAUAAACUCAAAAGAAAAGAGUCCCUUUUUCAGCAAGCAUCGCCCACUCGUAGAAGGGAGAGCACUCCUCUCCUUGAGAAAAUUAAAUCAGACGUAUCCCUCUCUAAAUUAAAAUUAAGCUCUCCACAUUGGAAGAAAGAAGAAAAGCCACACAAGGCAAAAGCUGAACCAUUACCAAUUGUUAAAUAUGUCACCACUCAGGCACAUAAUCUUACCCAGUCCCCAAUGGCAGUUGUGACUAAGGCAGCACCAAUAUUAUCCGAAAAUACUUUUGUUGAUAUGAUGCCCGUAGCAUGGGAACUCAUUUUGGAAAGUGAUCAGGAAUUGGCUGCUUCUGCAGCUACUGUGUUCCUGCUAACUUCUGUGAAGGCCCCAGAUAAAGCACAAGCCAUGCUUGUAAGAGAAAUGCAGCAUGAAGAUGUUAACCAUCGAAUCAAUUCCAUUCUAAGAUUUGGUACACUUUGGCAAUUUCGCUACCAAGUAUGGCCUCGCAUGGAAGAAGGUGCAAACAAUAUCUUUAAGGUCCCUCCACCAAAUAUCGACUUUACAUUGCCUUCACCAACAAUUGGAUUACCUAGUCAAACUGUUAUAGAUCCUCCAUGGAAACCACUCUUUAAAGCAAAGAUUGAGGAAGUUACUUUAAAUCAAGAAGAAACAAAAACUUUAGUAACUGCAACAACCACUCGUCGCAAACAACAGCAAGAAAUGAUUCUGCGUGCGCUGCGUGCUGAAGAAGAACGCAAGAGAAUUGGCCGUGAAAAUUUCCCACUGACCACUACUCCAGUAUUGCAACUUGCCGCUUAUGAACCUGCCCUUCAUCAUGUUAGUGAAGAUCAUGAAGAAGUCAUAUCUUUGACUUCAGCUCUCGCUGUACAGGAGGAAAUAAACAUGGCUGCACGGCGUGUUUCUCUGGCCCCCAUCAAUCGUGCUAAUGUCCAAAGUCGUAGCAUGUCAUGGAGAAAUGGUAGCAUACACUGGGGAAGGCUAACCCUUGAAGAUCUGAAUCACUAUCAACCUAGUAUUUCUCCUACUCCAACUUUACCUCUUAUAGGCGAUGAAGAUAGAACUGAACAUAUGCACCACAUGCAGUUACUCCCAAGCUUUUUCCCAUCAUGUAUGUGUGUAGCAAUUCUACCAAUUCUUCAUUUGAUGGAUGAUUUUGAUGUAAACAAUGAUGGAAUGUCUGUGGCUGAUACAGCUCGGAAUGUGAUCUGGAAAUGUCUUGUUGAUGACCCUGCCUUAUUUCUCAGACAUUUUUUGGAAAAACUUACCAACAAAGAUCGGCAGGAGGAACUAAUAUUCUUACUAAGAAAACUGCUUCUUUAUUUUCGUGACUUACCAGCACAGAUGGCACACUCGUUAUUCAAUUAUUUGAUUGGUUAUGUUAUAUUCUAUGUGCGAACACCAUCUGAAGGUGGGAAGGAAUGUAUUGCUGGUGCUCUUUCUCUUCUAUGGCAGAUUAUACCAAGUGUCGAAGAGAUAUAUUUCAAAGAUUUAAAGCAGACAUUACGUAAAGAACAGUGUGAUCCUUUCCUUUUAGUUUCAUCUAACGUUCCAAGUGCUAAAAAGAUAAUUGUGCAUGGCCCAGAUUUAGCAAGCAUACCCUCUCAGUUUCCUAUACAAGAGGACACAAAAUUUUCUCAGAUUCUCACUGAUUCUCUGGAUUUCUUCAAUAUCCCUGAAGACCAGCAUAACUCUUACUUCAUUGUGGACACAAAAUCAAAUCAUAUGCACAACUUGAAUUCAUAUGUACGUGACUUUUAUUUUUUCCAUCGAAAUAUCUACCCACAACUGAGCUUAGUUCAUAUGAACCCAGACGCUGCCUUUCAAUCACUACAAAAGCAGGCUUUUGUCUUAAAGUUUGUAGAAUUUGGCAAAGUAUUGUUUAGUAAUGCUGUUUUACAAAGUACCCAGUCACACCAGGUUCAAAACCAUGUUUCAUUCUUGCAUGAAGAAUUUAUGAAGCUUCCAACUUUUCCACGUAAAGCGUUGGAAGCAGAAUUCAAUUUGUACUGUGGAAACUGGGGAAAGGAACUAUAUGGAAUGGAUACACUACACAAGUAUUCAUGGGUAAAAUUGAUCAAUACCAUGUUCUCAUCAAUGAGCAAGACAUUCAACUGGUCCAACGACCUACCUCUCUUCUUAAAUGUUCUCAAUGGAACUAUAGUGCUACAUUGUGAAGACACAGCUGUCCUUAGAAACUGUUUGGCUAUUCUUAUAAACACAUCAAAACAUUUUAAGCAUAUUUUUUCUACAAGUGGCUUCUUGCAUAUAAUGCCAACUAUUCUUCGAGUGUACAGCAACAACCAACCAAACACCGUCCUGUGUAAAGCUAUUGAGUUCACUUGCCGCCAAUUUUACAUCCUUCACAGAAAACCUUUUAUACUUCAGAUGUUUGGCAGUACUGCACCAAUUCUAGAUAUGGACAGCUGUGUAACAAGAGUGUUUGACUGUAAUAAGAUACAACCUGAGUGCUUAUUCAGAAUUAUCCUUGAUAUUGGUCAUUCUGUUAAUGAUAAUUUGGACAUCCUUGAUUUAGUGACUGGAGAGAAACCACUAAAGGCACUAGACUUUUGCUAUGAAAAUGAUUCUGGAAACUUUGAUAUGGUUGAUAUUGUAAAUAUGUGUGUGACUGUCAUUGCAUAUUCUCCUGAUUCCUUCCGGAGCUACCAAAUGUUGAUUGUCCUGGAAGUAGUUGUGCCAAGAUUUUUGAAACAUCUAAAGGAAGGAACUACGCAGAAAGAAAGCCUGAGUGCAGCUCAAGCAGAGAUCCAAGCUAUUACCAAUAUAGCUAUCUCAAUAAGAGCCUUGAUUAAUUCAUGUGAAAUAUUCACAAGAAAUAUGAGUAUUCCACAGCGUCACAUGGAGGUUGUAAAUGCAAGCAUGAAACCUAUGCAGAAUCAUACCAACUUCUCCACACAAACAUCUGGAUAUUAUUAUGAUGAUAAAGAAGAAUCUCAUACCAGCCGUGUUGGAGAUGAUGGCAGAAAGAAAGGAUAUGUGCCUGAUGAUGAUGUUGAUGCCAAGCAGGAAUUUCGUAAACCCCGAGAUACCUUGCUAUUCAUUUCCUCUGAGUUUUUCUCCAACUGUCACUUCCGUCUACGUGAAUUGCGAAAAAAGAAGGCUGACCCCUCACUCCGUCCUGCUGAUAAACCACCUGAGCUAUUUGACUCUAAAACACAUAAUCGCCUUGCUGAAAUUGCUCAUACAUUAUUGAAGCUAGCUCCAUAUGACCCCUACAGCAUAUCUUGCCCGGGAUUACAAAGUUACAUGGUCCAUGUCCUGCCAAUAACUGACUGGUCCCAAGAACAAAUUCGGCCUGCUUUAAUUCUCAUACUCCGCAGACUGGACAGACUUUUCAGUAAAGUUUCAAAAAAGUUGUUGGUUAGGCAAGGAUGUCAUGAGAGACAAAUUGACUGGGAAGCUGCUGCAAACUUACUUAAAGGUGUUUACUUAACCCUGCGCAAACACAGUUUUAUUGCUCAUCUUUCUCAUCUUAAGACUCUCAUCAAUGUAUUGAUUGGUUUAAUACUCUCUGGAAGCACCGGUUCAUCGCAAGACCAUAUGGUCCCAACUUUCUAUGGAAGUCACAAGAGUGACCAAAGCCAAGCUCUGCUGCCAGCUCCUUCAAUUUUUUGUUCAGCAGUCAUUAAACUUGUUGCAAUGCAAAUGCAAGUUCUUGGGGAACAAUUUUCUCUGGAACAAAUAUUUGGAGGAAUGUCUGUCUUCCCUUCAAUAGAGUGCUGUUUGAACAUGCUCGUUGAUUUUAUUCUGCCUCUCUGCAUCCGAACUGGCUAUGGAAGAAGAGAUUCGCCUCGGCUCCUUCAUGCCGACAUCCGAUAUGCAUUGUCAGUCGUCCUUCAUGCCGUGAAUCCACCUGUAAAACAUAGUAGCCAGUCUAAUACCAAAACGGGUAGCCAUCAUAUAAACAUUACUGAACAAGGCCAAUCAGAUAACUUUCUACCAACAGAAAAGUAUUUUGUGAAACCCGGCUGUAUAGAACUACAGGAACAAACUGCUUACCUUGGUUUGCAGGUCUUGAUGGUUUGUUUUGACAAUACUUUAGCAGCGGAAUGGCAUCAUGUGGCGAAAUAUGUUAUGGACAUCAGCACUAAAACUAGAGGAUCCCUUUCCCUUUGGAAAUUUCUAGACUUUAUUGUCACAUAUCGGCCCUCAAUAUUCCUCCUGCUUCAACCAUUCAUUCAGUUCAAGAUGAUGAAAGUUAAUUGUGACACUGCAGAAGAAUAUUUCUUACAGCAAAUUAUCAAAGACAAACUAAUGGGCGUCCAUUCUGUGAAUCAUCCUAAAUGUAAAGGUAACAUUCUCAUUCAGUUGACGAUAGAGUUACGACAGAUCAAAGAAGAAUUAGCAAAUGCAGACUUUUCUUCAGGUACUCCUGCCAUGCUUUCUGACCAGUCAGAGCUUUCUUACAAUCAAGCCACUGAUCAGCAGCAACAAAUAAAUGAAAUAACAGCUGAAAUUGUACCUCCCAAAUUUUCUUUGGGCAGUGUGGGAAAACAUUCCAGCAAAGGUUCCACUGUAUUUUCUCAGUCCAGUUCCAGUAGCAGCACACCAUUUAAAACUGCAACAACUAUUAAUUCAAGUGCUGGCAGUGGAAGUCCUUUGAUAAGUACAAGCAAGAAAUCAACCCGCAGAAUCAGUGCAAAGGAUGGUAGCCGUAUCUUAGACAAGUUUGAACGCAAGAACACAAUAGUAGAUGAUCCUUCACCAGAACCACCUGAAACUACCUCACCCAAAUUACAACGACAGUCUACAAUAUGUUUUCAAGUUCGUCAAGGAAGCCCUAGUAGGACUUCUCAACCAGCUGGUAUUGUCUUUGAAAAUGAAUGCUCUGAAAGUCAAGUAAAUGGUGCAGUAACCGGAGCUAUGACUGACGAAGAAGGUUCUGCAGAUGUUUCAAGCCAUGAUCCUGCCAAACAUCGUCUGCAGAGGCAAGAUGCCAAGAGUCGCAAAACAUUCAAAAUUAAAAAGAAAACCAAAACCACUAGUAUGAGACACCUUAUUUCUCGGCGUGGUUUACAAGACCAGGGGGAUGGUGAAAUAGUUACUUUACAUCAAGGUUCCCCAACCCAUGGACCUCUCAGUUCAGCAUUUGGUCCCGAUGCCCAAACAUUACAGUUACGUCGAACAGGAGCUGGAGCACCUAUUGCAAAAUCAGUCGAAGUUAUUCCAGAGGCUGUUGAAGUAAAGCAGCCCCGGCGUAAACAGCGCUAUAUCCAGAGGUCAAAAUCCCAUGAUGACCCCUCUGCUGAUAUCCAUGCUCCCGCAGGUACUGCCAGAGGUCGCAUUGCACGCCAGGGUGCACGCAUUGUCCGAUCUCGCUCUCCCUCAGGUAGCCCUGUACGCCACCAUUAUGAACACCACCAUCACCAGUCCACUAAUGUGAGCCCAGCGACCAGUCAAACUUACAUGGUCACUCGGUGUGACUCAUCAGAUUCAAUAAACACCAAUGAAAACUCAGCAUUACUCAAGGAUGAUGAGAAAAACCAAGCGCAAGCAGCACUUUGCAUCUAUUUUGAUGGGUCUGAGCUGGAUGACAGUGUAGAAGAAGAAACAAAUGUAUACAAAAGUAAAAAGAACAAAAAAACUAAAAAGAAACUUCCAAUCUAAAAAUUAGAAAUUUUAAAAGAAUAUAUAUUUAAACUAUUAUUUUUUUAAACAAUUUAGUUUUAAUUAUUUAAAGAUAAUUUAUGCAUUUAAAAUUCAAUUUUCUUUUAGUAUUGUUAUUUAAUUUUAACUGUAAAUGUAUUUUGUUUCAAAAGUAUUUUGAAUGAAAGAGACUAGUACUGCUACGGGAAAAAAUUGUUUUACUUUGCAAAUAAUUAUGAAAAAAACAUCUAUUUUAAAGAAACGUAUAUCUAUUUUGAUUCUUGUUGCUGAUUAAUCAUUCUGGUUGCUUGAAAUAGUUUGUCUUUUGGGUUUUUUUUUUAGUUUGUUUUUGCAUUUGAUAUAACCCAUGUUUAUUAAUAUGCUAUAAAGUUCUUUUUGUUUUUUAUUUCCUUUAUUAUCUGAUUUCAAAAUUAUAGUUCUCUUUUUAUGAUGAUGAUGAUUUUAAAAAUUUUCAUUAUUAUUACUGUUAAUACUAAUAUUAUUAUUAUAUCUAAGGUGGUGAGCUGGCAGAAUUGUUAGUGCAUUGAACAAAAUGCUUGAUGGCAUUUCUUGCAGCUCUUUACAUUCUGAGUUCAAAUCCCACCAGGUCAACUUUGCCUUUCAUCCUUUAGGGUGGGGGGGGUUCGAUAAAAUAAAGUACCAGUCAAGUACUGGGUUCGAUGUAACCAACCAACCUCUCCCUCUAAAAUUGCUGGCUUUAUGCCAAAAUUUGAAACCAUUAAUAUUACAUCUGCUACUACUAUCAUUAUUGUCACUAUUAUCAUCAUCAUAUUGGGUGGUGAAUUGGCAGAGUCAUUAGAACAUCAGAAAAAUAUGCCUUGUAGUAUUUGUUCCAACUUUUCAUGUUCUGAGUUCAAAUUUCACUUGAGGUCAACUUUGUCUCUCAUCCUUUCAGGGUUGAUACAAUAAAGUACCAGUCAAGUAUUGGGGUCGAUGCAAUCAACUAGCUCCCUCCCCUUAACAUUUUUGGCCUGGUGCCUAAAUCAGAAACCAUUAUUAUUAUUAUCAUCGUCAUCAUCAUCAUCAUCAUCAUAUAGGAUGGUGGGUUGGUAGAACCAUUUGAGCUUCAGAAAAAAUGCUUUGUAGUAUUUGUUCUGGCUCUUUACAUUCUGAGUUCAAAUCCUACCAAGGCCAACUUUGUUUUUCAUACUUUUGAGGUCAAUAAAAUAAAGUACCAGUCAAGCACUGGGGCAAUGGUAUUGAAUAAACCCUUCCCCUCAAAAUUGUUGGCCUUGUACCAAAACUAGAAGGAAUUAUUAUUAUUAUUAUUAUUAUCAUUAAUAUUGGAUUGGCUUGCACUACAUAUCUAGCAAUAAUAUCUGUUAAACCCUUCCAGGCCUUCCUUUACUGUAGUAAGAUUUCAUAGGAUAAGGACAUAAUUUUUUUAUUUUUUUAUUCUAUCAGGCUAUGGAAAACAUAUUCUAAGUGAAAGGUGUCAAUCAUCUCUCUUAACCAAUAGUAGUUAUAUCUCUUCAUAAAUAUGAGAUUGUGUUGAAAUUGCUUUGAAAUUUAUUAUUUCUUUUUGAUUUUUAAAUUUUGUCAUUUCUGUUAAGUAAAGAAAAAUAUUUUGUAAUUUACAAUAGUUUCUUCACUUCUAAUUCACUAUUUUGUGGGAUGUAAUGGCCACAUUUAUCAUUGUGUGAAUAGCCAUUGAAAUAAACACGCACACAUGUAAAGUUUAACUUUAAUCUGUUUAUAGACAAGCUGAUCCUAUUUUUUAAAAUCAAUGUUUACAACAUUACUUAUUCACAACUUGUUUGUGUUGUAGAAAUGGCAUUAUGAUGAGAUUUUAUUAAAUAUAUUUACACUACCUUUUAGCAAAUACGCAUAGUAGUCUGUUUACAUUUCACAUAUAAAUACUAGUAUUUAUCUUGUCUUUUCAAAUGUAUAUACUUGUUGAUCUUUAAAUUUUCUGGCAUCUUUUCUUUCAAAAAAAUACAGGUUUAUAAUUUUAACUUUUCAAAAAUAUUUUCAAAAAUUUCUUUGCAGUAUAAAUUAAGAUAAAUUUAUUUCACCAAAAAUAAAACAAAGAUAUAAGCAAAUAUUAGUAUGUAUACAAUUCAUAUAGUUAGUUUUUUAUUCAUAUAGUUAGUAUUUUAUUAAUUCACACAUAAACAUGCAUGAAUACAUACAUGUGUGUGUGUAUACAUGUGUAAGGUUUGAUUCCAGUAUUGCUUUAAAAACAAAUAUAUCUUUCUUCCCUCCUGUUUCAAUUAUAUGUAUACAUGUAUAGAGAGAUAGAUAGAAUGAUUAAUUGAUCAACAGUUAUACACAUUAUGUUAGCAAUGAACUGGAGGAAUGAGUUCUCAAUACUGCUUAGGGGAAUAAAUAAUUUUUUUUUAACAGAAUUCAGCAGCCCAUUCCAUAGGUUUCAUGUGAACAUAUUCACAGUUAUUCAGUCAGAGUUUAGAUUGGUGACUUUUUCUUGUUAAAAUACUAGAGUUGCUAUCCAAAUAUUCAAACCCAGAUUAUCUGCAAAUAUAUUUGCACAAAACCUAUGGUAUUGGACAACUAAAUUCUAUUGAAAUAUAAUUAUAUAAUAUACAUAUCAUAUCAUAAUG